AUGCAUUGUUCCCUCGAAAGAGCAGGCCCACUACCGCACGUGUUCCCUCCGAAGAGCCGUCGUGCUGAAGCGGUGCGGGCCUCGCCUGUUGCAGGCCUGCUGACGGCAGUGAACUGCCUGAGCGUGCGCUGGGCGAUGCGCGUGCAGAGCGUGUUCACGGCGGCGAAGCUGCUGGCGCUGGCGGGCAUCGUGGUGGCCGGCGGCGUGCACAUCUCCGCAGGAAACACAUCACACUUCCACGAUGCGUUUAAGGGCAGCUCGGAUGUCGGCAGUUAUGCUUUGGCCUUCUACUCAGGGCUGUUCGCUUUUGGCGGAUGGAACUACCUCAACUUCGUCACUGAGGAGUUGCAGGACCCGUACAGGAAUCUCCCAAGAGCCAUAUGGAUUGCCAUGCCUAUUGUCACAUUGGUCUAUGUGUUGGCCAACCUUGCAUACUUUGCAGUUGUCUCUGCUGAUGAGAUGCUUGCAUCUCCUGUAGUUGCUGUUACCUUUGGCAAUAAAAUGUUUGGUCAGUUACACUGGGUUGUACCUGUUUUUGUUGCCUUGUCUACUUUCGGUGGAGUUAAUGGUAUUCUCUUCACAUCAGCAAGAUUAUUUCUAGCAGGAUCACAAGAAGGGCAUUUACUUCCUGUUUUUUCAUUUAUCCAUAUUCGAAGAUUUACUCCCAUACCUUCUCUUCUGUUUACAUGUGCAGUAUCUUUACUCAUGUUAUGUACCAGUAAUAUAUUUACUCUCAUCAACUACUUCAGUUUAAUCCUGUGGCUAACAGUAGCUGCAAGCGUAGCAGGAUUACUAUACUUACGUUAUACAAAACCAAACAUACCAAGGCCUAUUAAAGUGAAUUUAGCUCUUCCAAUAUUGUUUUUAAUUUGCUGUGUCUUUCUGACACUUGUUCCAGCUGUGACAGAGCCUUGGAACACAGCAAUUGGUCUUGCAAUUACUUCAUCAGGAAUACCAGUUUAUUACCUUUGUGUUAAAUGGGAGAAGAAACCCUCUUCAUAUCAUAAAUUUCAUGGUAAAGAUAAAUUCACUCGUGUACUUCAGAAAAUGUUGGAAGUUGUAAGCCCAGAAGAAGGUGAAAAAUUGCUUGGCCCAACAAAAACUUAAACCUUUAGCUCCUCUGUCUUAUUUUCAUGUUUGUGUCUGCAUUAACUACCCAAGCAACAUUCCAUAUGUAUCCAGGGUGCAUCCACAAGAUUUUGCCUCAAGUUACUUUUUAAAGAGAGUAAAUUCUUGUAAUAAGUUUAGAAGAAUCAUGAAAAUUUAAGAAUGGUGGCAACCACAUGUCAGAUAAUUCAAUGUAUGAUAUUUUUCUGGAGCCAUCAGACUAAAAGCAACUUCCAAAAUGUUCCUAUAUAAUUUUUUUAUGUCCUUGUAUAAAAUAAGCAGGAUGCACCAAAUAGUAUCAUUCCCAUCUGUAGCAUUUGCUCAUUAUAUUUUCAUGUCACUAUUUUAAACAAACAAAAGAUUAUAAUUAUAAUACUCAUUUACUGACCCUGCAUACAAUUUUUAUUUUGUAUGGUAAUAUCAAUAAAAGUGUGCCUGUUCUUACAUAUAUGCAAAUACUGUGACUGUGAAGAUGUCUAGCAGUGUAGCAUGACAUUAGGACAAAAUCAUGACGUUCUUGUUACAUUAUUUUUUUCAAACCACGUAAGUAUGAGAAUAGGGACCAUCCAUAAGUUAUGUAACGCAAAUUUGGAGUAAUUUGAAUACCCCCUCUCCCCCCUGUAAUACGUGCAUGAACACCCCCCUAAAUUACAUAAUGCUUGUAAUAACCUCCCCAACUAUUUACAGAAAGUAAAAAUAAAUUAUUCAACUGUAAAAACCAUUUGUAUUAAUUAUUUCUGUUCAAUAUGAAAAUUUAUUAUAAUUAAAGUUAGAAUUUGUUGAUAAUGCUGACCGCACCUAUCAAUAAAAUUGGAGACAAUUUUUGAGGAAGGAUGCUUAGGCAAGACAAAUUCUGACAACAAGCCAUGCACCACCUUCGUCGAUAAUGCAUGGGUGAGAGACUCUUUGUGCCAAUUUAAUCAGAUUCCAUGUAAAAUAUAUUACAGAUAAGUUUUCAAUAUUUUCUUCAUAAUCUAACAGAUUCAAUCAAUACAUCAUUGAUGAAAAAUAGUUCAAUUUAUUGUAACAAUUAUAUCACAAUUUCUUUCAUUUAUUUAUAUUUGAAUUUAAUUUGUUAAUAUCGCAAUGUUUCCGCUUGUGACUGAAUAAAAGAAAUUAUUGCUGCAAAUGUUGAAAAACUAUCAAAUUAGCAUAACCCUAAGCUAUUCCCCCCUCCCCCAUGAUCGUUUUGUAAUGCAGUGUAAUGCUGUCUCAACCCCCCCCCCCUAGUGUUACAUAAUUUAUGGAUGGUACUUUUUAUGUUCUCCUUGAGGAACAUCUUUAAUGUAUGGUUAAUUAGCUUUGACACAAAAGGGAGGUUCCCAAAACAAUAACCUACUCUAUUUCGCUAUGCUGUACAACAUGACUAUGGCAAAUGAAAGCUGAAUAAUUGUGACUGUAUGUUAGAAGCAUAUUUAACUUUGCUAAGCAUAUUAAUAUGUGCCUAAAGAUGAAAAUGUAAACACAGAACUGUGAAAAUAAUUGCAUUAUUUCAUGAAAAUAAAUGGAUGAAUUGUUGAAUAUUUAAUACUACUGAAGCGGUAUUAUAUUUCUGAAGAAUUGUUAAGACAAUCUUACAUGUACAGAAUUCUUAAACGUAUGUUAAAAAAUGAAGCAUUGUAAGUAUAAGCACAGUGGAUGAGACAUUGCUAUUUUCUAAUCUGUAUCUUUUAAGUUUUGUAAACCCUAUUUUUCUUAUUGUUUUGUUAAAAAAAGAAAUUAAUUUCACUUCAUUGCCUGGGUGAAUCAGUACAAAAUUUGUUAAGUUGUUAUUGAAGAUCAAUGUUAUUAGCAGGUGCCUGAUUUAGAGACACAGAUCAAAAAUUAAAUUACAUUUUUAAUGAUUGGGUGUUUAAAGAAAUUACAUCAUUAAUGAAAUUCAUGAAUCAUCUACAUGUGAUAUGAUGAUCUGUUCUGUUCAUAAAUGUAUGUGCUAAUUAUUGUCAGAAUGAACAUUCAAAUUUUUGUUGAUAUGCUUUACUGAAUGAGUGGAACUAUUGUUUGCUUUCAAGAAAUGAAUAUAAAAACUUGGGUUGAAAUAUCUUACAUUUCUAUUAUUCUUUCCUCAUAUUUCAGGUGUGUAAAAUAUUUCAAGUCCAAAAUCAAGAGGAUUAAGCAUAUUAGUUUUCUCUUCUCUUCCCGGUUUAUUUAAUUGUAUCUGAAGGCAAGAAAGUGAAAAUAUGUAACAAAAACUUUGGAUAUAGUCCUGUUUUGGCAUGAUCACAAUUUUGAGAACUGAAAAUAGAACAUAAAAACAAAAAAUAUAUAAUUACUUAAAAAUGCAUACUUUAUAUAUGACUUGCUGCCAGCAUUCACCUAGCCAUCCCCAUGGGUGUGGUGCCUCUCCUACUUUUUUAAACUACCACAGUCCCAGAAAUGUUUAGGAUACCACACUCAAUCGGGUGAGGUCAACCGUACUCCUAGAGGCAAAGUUAAAAGAAAUAUGAAGACUAAAUAUGAAUGUGAAGUGUUGAAACCAUAUGUAAUUAUUCAUUAAUAGAUCUUCAAUGUCUUUCUAUGCAAGAUCGAAAAUAGUGACACUUUGUGUAAAUUAAAAUAUAAUAUUAAUAGAAGGCAGUAUUUGAAAAUGUGGAACACUGAAAUCAAAAAUUUUACACAAGAUGGCAUGCAUAAUAUUAACAAUAUAACACAAUACAAACCUAAUGGAAUGGUACAAUAUGAAACCUUCUUAUCUGAGAGAAUGUAAGUCUUACGAGCUUUUACAAUAUGAAGGGAGGAGGUGUGGGUUAGAAAAUUUAAAAAAAAUGUAUUUGUUAUUUAAAUGGCCCUUUUCCAAGAAUUGAAUUGUACACCUCAUUGGUUGAAGUUCAUUAAGAACACUGUCUGGGGCUCUGGAAGGGUUAGUUUCAUUACUGGUCAGGGCAGAGUUCUAUUAAGGCAAGGAAACAGAUUACCCUUAAUAACUAAUAUUAACUUAAAAUUUGUAAAUUGAUUUAAUUAAAAUUUUCUAUAAUUAUUUUACGUUAUUUCAACAACAAAGGGUGUAGCUUCCUUAAUGGACAUAAGAUUGAUUAUAAAUUUAUUCAACAGUCAUUUCAUGUUAUACAAAAAUUUGUAACUCCAAAAUUUAGAAAACUAUAUAUUUAGAUCAGUUACAGACAAAACAUAGAUCAUCAGUUACAUUUUAUUUUAAAUACCGUAAGUAAAAUAUCUGUUCCAAUAUUUUGUACCAAAUUAUUGUAUGACACCAAACUUUUGUAAUCUUUUAAACAUCACAAUUAUCAUUGUGAAUACUUUUAUUUUUAAUAAAAUA
This is a messenger RNA of Gryllus bimaculatus (two-spotted cricket), 4381 nucleotides long. The record is from the annotation of a GenBank genome assembly. NCBI's taxonomy places the organism in Eukaryota, Metazoa, Arthropoda, Insecta, Orthoptera, Gryllidae.